Messenger RNA from Melanotaenia boesemani (Boeseman's rainbowfish), 6074 nucleotides. RefSeq names its product ATP-binding cassette, sub-family C (CFTR/MRP), member 8 (gene abcc8). Gene Ontology annotation, molecular function: sulfonylurea receptor activity; ATP binding; ATP hydrolysis activity. Gene Ontology annotation, biological process: transmembrane transport; potassium ion transport. The transcript has 39 exons. NCBI's taxonomy places the organism in Eukaryota, Metazoa, Chordata, Actinopteri, Atheriniformes, Melanotaeniidae. The coding region runs from base 411 to 5264 and encodes 1617 amino acids. Gene Ontology annotation, cellular component: membrane. The record is from RefSeq and is a predicted model, not a curated record.
CGCUCUGUGGAAUCAUCCACUCGCGGUUUACUGUGAGCUUGUACCAACCGUCGUGGUGAUGUGUUUGGACUGAUGACCUCCAGCUACGGUUCAUGACAGAGUCCAAAGGUGGCCUUGCAAGAUCAGCCUCCCUUCACCUCCCCUCCUUCUCUACUCCCUCCUUUUCUUCUUCCUCCUCCUCCGUGGUACCCGGGUUCAGCACCGUGGACAGCUCCCAGCCUCCGCACGUAAACCGCCGCCUGCGGUCAGGCGGUUAAACGCACGCAGGACAGCCAGGGGUCGGCCGCACUUUGAACACAUGAGAGACAGCAAUUUGGGAGAUUUGGCAGCUUUUCUUUUUUUAACAACCCAGCGACGGAUGUGACAUUACUAAAGAUUGUUUCCGAAGUCAGAGAAACGAGGCCGAAACAAUGAUCUCCCGAUAUAAACCGAGUCCCGGUUCCACCAUGUCCUUGGCGUUCUGUGGGAAUGAGAAUAACUCGCUGGCCUAUAAUGUGGACGGGGGCGUUCUCAACAACGGCUGUUUCCUGGAUGCUCUCAAUGUGGUCCCACAUGUUUUUCUCCUCUUCAUCACCUUUCCCAUCCUCUUCAUCGGUUGGGGCAGCCAGAGCUCAAAGGUCCACAUCCACCAUAGUACCUGGCUUCACUUUCCUGGCCACAACUUGCGCUGGCUACUCACCUUCGUCCUGCUCUUCAUCCUCGUCUGUGAGAUUGCUGAGGGCAUUGUCUCUGAUGGGUUCAGCCAGUCCCUCCAUCUUCACCUGUACAUGCCUCCGGCUCUGGCCUUCAUGGCUGGCAUCACCUCUAUCGUCUACUAUCAUAACAUUGAGACGUCCAAUUUCCCCAAACUUCUAUUAGCCCUGCUGAUCUACUGGGUGCUGGCCUUCAUCAUGAAGACCAUCAAGUUUGCAAAGUACACGGAGCACGGCAUCGGCCCCAGGCAGCUUCGCUACUGCAUCACGGGACUGUUGGUGCUGCUGUAUGGACUUCUACUGGCUGUAGAAAUCAAUGUCAUCCUGGGGAGGCGCUACAUGUGUUUCGCCAAUCCAACAGAGGUGAAGCCUCCAGAAGACCUUCAGGACCUCGGCGUUCGUUUCCUGCAGCCCUUCGUCAACUUGUUGUCUAAAGCCACCUACUGGUGGAUGAACACCUUCAUUACCUCCGCUCACAGACGGCCCAUUGACCUGAAGGUUAUUGGCAAGCUGCCCAUCGCAAUGAGAGCUUUAACAAACUACAUAAAGCUUCGCAAGGAGUUUGAAGACCAGAAGAGUCCUCAGGGCACAGCACCCCAAGGUCCAAAGUGGAUCUGGUUGGCCUUGAGGAAAGCGUUCGGGAGACCUCUCAUCCUCAGCAUCACAUUCCGCUUCCUGGCCGAUCUUCUGGGCUUUGUUGGUCCUCUCUGCAUCUCUGGCAUCGUUCAUCAUAUCAGCAAAGACAAUCGGACCAUUCAGCAACCGAUGAAGCUGCUUGGUAUCUAUUUCAUUUCCUCGAAGGAGUUUCUGGAGAAUGCUUACGUUCUGGCAGUGCUGCUCUUCUUCGCCCUGCUCCUGCAGAGGACCUUCCUCCAGGCGUCCUACUAUGUGGCCAUUGAAACUGGCAUCAACCUGCGUGGGGCCAUACAGACAAAAAUCUACAACAAGAUCAUGCGUCUGUGCACGUCCAACAUGUCCAUGGGAGAGCUGACUGUGGCUCAGAUCUGCAACCUGGUUGCCAUAGAUACCAACCAGCUCAUGUGGUUUUUCUUCCUCUGUCCUAACCUGUGGGCCAUGCCAGUUCAGAUUAUUGUGGGAGUGAUCCUCCUCUACUACCUCUUGGGAAUCAGUGCCUUGAUUGGAGCAACUGUCAUCGCUCUGUUAGCUCCUGUACAAUACUUUGUGGCCACAAAGCUAUCCCAAACACAAAAGAGCACUCUGGAAUACUCCAGUGAACGCCUAAAGAAGACCAAUGAGCUGCUGAGGGGCAUCAAGUUGCUGAAGUUGUACGCCUGGGAGAACGUCUUCCGAGACAGUGUGGAAGAGACCCGAGGCAAAGAGCUCACCAGCCUGCAGGCAUUUGCUCUUUAUACAUCCAUAUCCAUUUUUAUGAAUGCAGCUAUUCCUAUUGCAGCUGUGCUGACAACGUUUGUGGUCCACGUCCACAUUUCUGAGGAUGCCGAUCUGUCCCCAGCUGUGGCCUUUGCUUCUUUGUCCCUCUUUCACAUCCUGGUCACCCCCCUCUUCCUCCUCUCCAGCGUGGUGCGCUCCACCGUUAAGGCUCUUGUAAGUGUUCAGAAGCUCAGUGAGUUUUUCUCAAGCGAUGAGAUUGGAGAUGAGCAGGAGCCCAGGGCGACCGUCACAUCUGGCUGCAGCAAUCACAACCAAAAUAGGUACCAGGCUGUGUCAUCCUCUAAACCUCGCCCUUCGUCAUCCUUGUCCACUUUGUCCCAAUUACUGCAGCCCCUAAAGGUGGUGAACCGGAAGCGCCCUCCGAGGGACGACUGGAACAAUUACAGCUCGCCGGGGGACCAGGAGGGUGAUGGACCCUCCCAGGACAUGGAUCAAGACAUCUGUAUCAAGAUUACAAGUGGUUAUUUCACCUGGACAGAUGGACCGCCAACACUUUCUAAUGUGGACAUCAAGAUUCCUUUUGGUAAGCUGACUAUGAUUGUGGGCCAGGUUGGCUGCGGGAAGUCGUCUCUGCUGCUGGCAGCGUUGGGAGAGAUGCAGAGAAUAUCGGGAACAGUCAUCUGGAACAGCCUGCCAAGCUUUGAGUGUGAAGGAGAUGAAAGUCCUACAGACAGAGAUGCAGCUAGUGAUGGAGACAUCAGGAAGAGGGGCGCCGUGGCCUAUGCUUCCCAGAAGCCCUGGCUGUUGAAUGCCACCCUGGUGGAAAACAUCACCUUUGAGAUGCCCAUGAUAAAAUCAAGAUACAAAGCUGUGAUCGAGGCUUGCUCCCUUCAGCCAGACAUUGACAUCCUUCCACAGGGGGACCAAACAGAGGUUGGGGAAAGGGGCAUCAUCCUGUCAGGAGGACAGAAACAGCGAAUCAGUGUGGCCAGAGCGUUGUAUCAGCAGACCAACGUGGUCUUUCUGGAUGACCCAUUUUCUGCCUUAGACAUCCAUCUGAGUGACCACCUGAUGCAGGACGGCAUCCUGAAGAUGCUGAGAGAGGAGAAGAGGACGGUGGUGUUGGUCACACACAAACUUCAGUAUUUACCACAUGCAGACUGGAUUAUUGCUAUGAAAGAUGGCACUAUCCAGACUGAAGGGACUCUGAAAGACAUCCAGAAGUCUGAACCAGAACUGUUUGAGCACUGGAAAACCCUGAUGCACAGACAGGACCAGGAGUUUGAGACGGAAACAGUAGCAGCGAGUAUGACUGAUCUUGAGAGGAAAAACCUGCGGAGGGCCAUGUACUCCAGAGAAGCUGCGAGGACUGAAGAGGACGAGGAAGAGGAAUCUGUGGAAAGUGAAGAAGAUGACAACCUGUCUCAGGUGAUGCGUCAGCGAGCCACCAUCCCCUGGCGCUCCUGCAGCACCUACCUGUCCUCUGCAGGGCUCCUCCUCCUCACCCUGCUCCUCCUGUCACAGCUCCUCAAACAUUCCCUCAUGGUCGCCAUCGACUACUGGCUGGCACACUGGACGUCGCACGUCAUCAUGUCCAAAAUAGACGCAACGGCUCAUAACUGCACAGUUGUUCAGGACUGUGGCUUCAGUCACUCGUGGUAUCUGUCUGUGUUCAGCGUGCUGUGCUGCCUGGGCAUCAUCCUCUGCCUCGCCACCUCUGUGGCUGUGGAGUGGACGGGCCUCAAAGUGGCCAAAGAUCUCCACCACAACCUGCUCAACAAGAUCAUACUGGCCCCCAUGAGGCUGUUUGAGACGACUCCUCUCGGCAGCAUCCUGAACAGGUUUUCCACAGACACGAACACCAUCGACCAGCACAUCCCCACCACGCUGGAGUGCCUCUCCCGCUCCACGCUGCUGUGUGUGUCUGCUCUGGGUGUCAUCUCCUACGUGACCCCCGUCUUCCUCAUCGCCCUCCUGCCGCUGGCUAUCGCCUGCUACUUCAUCCAGAAAUACUUCCGGAUGGCUUCCAGGGACCUGCAGCAGUUGGAGGACAGCACCCAGCUUCCUUUACUCUCCCACUUCUCUGAGACAGUGGAAGGCAUCAUCACCAUCAGAGCGCUCAGGUAUGAGCCCAGGUUCAGACAGAGGCUGCUACAGUUCACUGAUGCCAACAACAUCGCCUCGCUCUUCCUCACCGCGGCCAACCGUUGGCUGGAAGUCCGCAUGGAGUACAUCGGAGCCUGUGUGGUGUUGGUGGCAGCUGUGGCCUCCAUCACUAACUCGCUGUACAACCAGCUUUCUCCUGGUCUGGUGGGGCUCGGGCUGACCUAUGCUCUCAUGGUGUCCAACUACAUGAACUGGAUGGUGCGUAAUUUGGCAGACAUGGAGGUGCAGCUUGGCUCAGUCAAGAGGAUUAAUAGCCUGCUCAAAACUGAACCAGAGAAUUACGAGGGACUCCUCACUGUGUCUCAGGUGCCUGACGGAUGGCCCCAGCAUGGAGAGAUCAAGAUCCAGAACCUGAGCGUCCGCUACGACACCACGCUGAAGCCUGUGCUCAAAAAUGUCAACGCACACGUGAGCCCCGGUCAGAAGGUUGGGAUCUGUGGCAGGACUGGCAGCGGCAAAUCCUCCUUCUCCUUGGCCUUCUUCCGCAUGGUUGACAUGUUUGAGGGGAGGAUUGUGAUUGACAACAUUGACAUCGCCAAGCUGCCUCUGCAGACCCUCAGGUCUCGGCUGUCCAUCAUCCUCCAAGACCCCAUCCUGUUCAGCGGCACCAUCCGAUUCAACCUGGAUCCAGAGAUGAAGGCGACAGACGAGAUGCUGUGGGAGGCGCUGGAGAUUGCUCAACUCAAGCAUGUUGUUAAAACCCUGCCAGGAGGCCUGGAUGCCAUGGUGACGGAGGGAGGAGAAAACUUCAGUCAGGGUCAGCGACAGCUCUUCUGCCUGGCCAGAGCCUUCGUCAGGAAGAGCAGCAUCCUCAUCAUGGAUGAGGCCACAGCCUCCAUAGACAUGGCAACGGAGAGCAUCCUGCAGAAAGUGGUGAUGACUUCUUUUGCUGACCGGACAGUCGUAACUAUAGCUCAUCGCGUCCACACCAUCCUAAACGCCGACCUGGUGAUUGUGAUGAAGCGGGGGAUCAUCCUGGAGCACGACACGCCCCAGGCCCUGCUGGACAGGGAGGACAGCAUCUUCGCCUCCUUUGUGCGAGCAGACAAGUAGCACGAAAACAGAAAAGCUUGGAAGAGUUAAAGGAAGACAUUCAAAGUGCAAUUGUCCCAUGGAAUAUAUAUAUUCCUUUUAUUUUUUAAUCAUCUUGUAUUAUAUUUGUACAUAAAAAUAUGAAUUCUUUGUUAAUAAAACAUAAAUUAUCAAUACAGGUUAUUUUUAUUUUUAUUGAUGGGAAGGAAUGAGAUGAUAACAGAAGUGAUAGGAGUGUGUUUUGUGUGUGAUGAGGGACUUGAUGCUCUGUAAAAACCAGAUUGUUCAUGACAGGAUUGCAGGUUAGAACCAGCUUGUAAUCCAGCUGAUAUGAUUUACAAAGAUGGAAGAAAAAGGAACCAAACCAAGUUGGGACUGGAUGUUAAUAAAGACCUAAAUCUGGUUCCUGGGAUUGAAUUUAUGUGUUCAUGAGUGAAACUCUUGAGGUUUAGUGGCCUGGGAAAGACUUGAAGCAGUGGCCUAUAUUUAAACUAUUAUAUAUUCAGAGUAUGAGCCGCCUGUGGGGUUUAAGAUGCACAACAGACUAGUUUUACUACGUAGAUGGGGAGGCCCCUCGUGCGUCCUCACAGAGGAUUGGUGCGCCUUUGUUGCGCCUCUUUCUUUGUAGACAGGAUAGAGGAGCUUUGCAGAGCCGUGAACCGUUAAUGCAUAGUGCGUAGGAUCCGUUCGGGGUGAGUGGGCGAGCAUCUGCGACGCUAUGAGGGGUCCGUUUAGCUGCAAAAUAGCGCGAUAUUUGUGUUUAGAAGGCAAUUAAAAAUCACAGGAAGGACGCGGAGCGGAUGGUGGGGGAGGGACUGCCUCUCCACCUCA